AUGAAUAUAAAUAACAGCAGCUCGGGCAAGCAAUACAACAACGUGGGGAGCGGAAGUCAGUACAACGCGGAGAACAUUACGAUAACACACGACGCUGAAGGAGACAGACAAUUUCUCAUCGAUCUAAAACUCAGUGAUCCGCGUCUAGAUAAAGAACGAAUUGAACGCACAAAAGGAGGCCUAUGGAAAGAUUCAUAUAUCUGGAUCUUCGAUAAUGAGGACUUCCAACGCUGGCGAACUGACUUCCAAAGUCGACUACUCUGGAUAAGAGGUGAUCCUGGAAAGGGAAAAACAAUGCUCCUCUGCGGUAUCGUAGACGAGUUGCAUGGAGACAAAUCGGCCCACCAAGUCAUCUACUUCUUCUGCCAAGCAACCGACUCCAACCUCAACACGGCCUCUGCCGUUCUACGUGGUAUCUUGUACCUCGCGUUGAAGAAAGCACCCGAGCUUGUCAAAGGCUUGCGCGAGGCGCAUGAUUCCUGCGAUCGACAACUAUUUGAGGGUAGCAACGGAUGGCAGGCCUUAUGCAACAUGACAACCAGCGUGCUAUGCAACGAGAUAUUCCAGAAUGUUGUCGUCAUCAUAGAUGCACUGGAUGAAUGCACCACAGGUGUUGAUGAACUUCUCCAAUUCGUCACCCAGUUGUCUUCAAAAUCCAUCAAGAUUAUUGUCUCAAGCCGCAAUUGGCCUAGAAUCGAGCAUGGAAUAGCAGCUGCCACGUAUAAGGCUGCUCACAUAUCUCUGGAGCUAAAUGAAGGCUCAAUAUCAGCAGCCGUGGUGGCUUUUAUCGAACACAAAGUCAGCCAGUUAGCGCGGAAACACGACUACUCCACCAUAACACAAAGCCUGGUCUACAAUACCCUGUUGCAGAAGUCGAACAGCACGUUUCUUUGGGCGGCCUUAGUGUGUCAACAGCUUGCGGAUAACAGCACCAAUUCUUGGGAAGUAGAGUCGAAGUUGAAUGAUACUCCGGCAGGCUUGCAUGAACUGUACGAUCGAAUGCUGGAUCAGGCCCUUAGAUCAACCAACCGCGAUCUAUCUCAAAGGAUCCUGGCCGUAGCAUCAUUGGUGUAUCGUCCAGUGACUGUGGCAGAGUUGAAGUCUCUUCUUGGGCUGCGGGAUGCUGGUCUCGUCAAUGACACGCAACCGCUGGAAAAAGGCGUUCAACAAUGUGGCUCUUUUUUGACAGUCCGAGACGGUGUUAUGUAUUUUUUACACCAGUCCGCAAAAGACUUUCUUCUCGAGAAUGAAAAUCUCGAAAUGAUUAUGCCUCAUGGAAUUGGUCACGAGCACGGUCUUCUUUGGAGGAACUCCAUGGAGGUCAUGUUGAGUACACUUCGAUACAACAUAUGCGGCCUCAAAACGCCCGGCACCUCUGUCGAUGAUCCGCAAACUCACAUCUCUGACUCUCUGGAGCCUAUGCGCUAUUCUUGCAUACAUUGGAUUGACCACUUUUGCAUGAUGGGAGGAAUCAAACACUCCCAAGCUGCCCUGGCGGAGAAGUUUUUCACGCGUUCUUUUCUCCACUGGGCUGAGGCAUCGUGUCUUUUGCGCAGUGUCUAUGAGAGUGUCGGGAGUUUGCAAAGAUUAUAUCGUUUCUUACAAGAAAAUUCCCUUGUAAAUCUUACGCCAAAACUCACGCGCAUAAAUCGCCAUGACACCGCAGGGUUCUCAAGAUUGACAGACUUGGUCCAGGAUGCCUCAUACUUCCUGCAACAAGGCCAGCAAGUGAUUGAGGACACCCCACUUCAAAUUUACUGGUCGCUACUCUUAUUCAGUCCAAGGCAAAGCAUCAUCAGAAAACUACACCUUCACGAAGGGCACAAUUUCGUUCUUAACAAACCGCUUGUGAAAGAAAAAGAGUGGAACACACGCCUCAAAGCAACAGUAUAUCACGAACAUUGCGACAAACUAAGAUUUUCACCGGAUGGAUCUAUCUUGGUUUCAGAAUCAAAUCGUGAAAUCAAAAUAUGGGAUAGACAGACAGGUCGAUGCCUAAGAACUAUCAGGCCUACCUCUCAUGUAUCAAAUUAUCUUGCACCUCUCGCAUUAUCCUACGAUGGGUCAAUAGCAGCCUGUGGAAGAUUCCAAUGUGGAACAUGGGACACGAAAACGGGCGACUGCUUGCAAACAUUGCGAUAUUUCUCACCAUCCGUGAGCGUUGAAUGCCUCGCUCUUUCACAAGAUGGCCGUUAUCUGGCAACAGUCACGAAAGACAAUAGUACCACUGUUGAUAUUUGGAACGCACAAAAUGGCCUAUGUUUGCAGAGACUCGAUAGGAACCUUGAGGAGGUGGUCGCAGUAGUGUUUUCACCAGAUGGCCUCACACUUGCUUCUGCAAGUGGCUGCAUCACAAUAUGGGAAGUGGAAGCAGGUGAACGCCUUCGAGACCUGCGAAAUCAUGUUGAAUAUCAACCGAAUGCAUUAUGCUACACAUCCACAGGGCAUCGGAUUGUCUCGGUCUCGAAAGAAUUGCCUUCCCCAAUCCCAGGUUGUCAUCCGAUACGUAAAGUUUAUAUUUGGGAAACAUCUACGGGGCAACUUCUCCAAUCGGUGGCAGACGUCUUCAAUGCCUGCAACUUCACUCCUCUAUCUCCCGGCGGAAUAGUUGUGUGUCAUCGACGAAAGGGGCAUACCUUUGAAUCGGUUAACCUUGAAACAGGUGAACGGCUCGAUACGUUGGUCAAAUACGACCAAAUCUUCCAAAACACCGUCUCAAGCGAUGGUCAUUACUUUGCAACAGUUUCAUUUGGAGGGACUAUCAGCCUUUGGGAUCUAACAGCACUUCGCCAAGGCUACCGCCAUUCGAUCGAUGUUUGGGAUGCGCAAAGCGGUCGAAAUUUGCAAACGCUUCAUGUUCGCGACACAGCAAAGAAACAGACUCGCUGUUGUGACAAGGCGACAGCAGCCUUCGGAAGAGAAGAUACAAUCCUUCUUGCAACAGAAGAUUGUGAAAAUGUAAAGAUAUGGGAUGCGACUACGAGCUCCCAUCUUAGAAGCCUGCCAGUUGGUCAACGUGUUGGCUCGAUGGUCUUCUCAGAUGAUGCAACAAAGAUCGCAAUCGCACUACAUGAUCGGGGCAUGAUAAGUAUGAUUCAAAUCUGGGACCCUAACACAGGGCGACGCAUGUGGGAGUUAAAACUUCCUCAACAAGAAAGCACUUCCCAGGACUUCUUACAAAGCUUUUCAAAGACCGAACCAGAACUUCGCACUUGUAACGGAAUCAUCGACUUGAGCUUCUUGACAUCUGAAACAACAACUUCAUUGGUUGAGUUAAGUCACAUCUCUUUUCGAUCGAAGCCUGAAGGUUACCACGUGGAGGGAAAUUGGUUAAUGAAGGACUUGACUAGAUUG
Messenger RNA from Colletotrichum gloeosporioides, 3354 nucleotides. Its product is annotated as Vegetative incompatibility protein HET-E-1. Lineage: Eukaryota; Fungi; Ascomycota; Sordariomycetes; Glomerellales; Glomerellaceae. Gene Ontology annotation, molecular function: protein binding. The annotation marks the transcript as partial. The record is from RefSeq and is a predicted model, not a curated record. The transcript is spliced from 3 exons.